GAAAAAAUUUGUGCUUCAAAGUGAGGCGAUCUCAUCAUUUAUUUGCUGACAUUAUCAAUGGCUUCCGCCGUUGAAUCACACAAAGACUACCAGAGACUCGGAUUGUGACUCCGAGAAGGACUCUCCGCCGCAUUGGGUGCUGACUCGCUCGCCAUUGACGCGCCGUCAAGUUCUCUCUGUUCGCCACUCAAUUCUGUAACCAAGACGACAAUGUCGGCCUUCCGCUUCUAAUUUUUCCAUUUCUGAAAUCACCCAUUUGAUCUCCUUCAGCCCUUUCAAUUUCCUUUCCGGGCAGUGUCUCCCAUGGGUCAGUUCUCGCGGAUUUGCUCUUACGAUGGGGUUUGCGCUAACUCUGCUGCGAUGAGAAAUGGGUCGGCCUCAACUUCUUCAUUGGUGCUCGAUAGUGAGAGAGAUGAGCUCAUCGAGGCACCAUUGAAGCUUGAGAGUAAAGGGGUUCCGGCUGAGAGGAGCGCGGCGGCGCUGAAGAACCACAGCGAGGCUGAGAGAAGGCGUAGAGCAAGAAUCAAUGGUCAUCUUGGGAGUCUAAGAAGUCUCGUCCCCGGUGGUAAGAAGAUGGACAAAGCAACACUGCUAGCUGAAGUAAUAAGCCAUCUGAAAGUGCUGAAAAGAGCUGCUGCAGAAGUUAGUGAUGCCCAUAUUAUACCAAAAGAAAUCGAUGAAAUAACAGUUGAACACCAGGAGGAUGAAUUCGACGGCGUUUCGUAUUCGAUUCGAGCGUCGCUAUGUUGUGAUUAUAAACCCGGCCUCCUACCCGAUUUAAGACGGGCACUUCAUGCUCUAGACCUGAUAAUAAAGAGGGCGGAGAUUGGAACCUUAAAUGGCAGGAUGCAGAACGUGUUGGUGUUAACCAGCUGCAAAGAUGGAGAUAUUGAAACUACUGAAUUGCAGACCUCCGUGCACCAAGCCAUCAAAUCUGUUCUAAACAACUUCUCUGAUCCACAAGAGUUCUCGUUUAUGGCGUUUCCAAACAAGAGACGGCGAAUUUCGCUGCUCGGUUCAUCGAGCUCGUCUUCCAUGGGCGAUUUCUGGUGAGCAUAUGAUUUCUUUUUACUGGUUUUUGCAUCUCUUGGGAAGUCAACAGGAUAAGUGAGUUGGAUAUUGCUAAGCCUCACUUAUGCAUUGAGAAGGAUCCGGGAUUCGAGCUGGGGUUGAAGUUAGCCCUAGUGAUCUGAUGGUGCCAAGUGGAGGGGUCAUCGCUCAACGG
Messenger RNA from Cucurbita moschata (crookneck pumpkin), 1225 nucleotides. RefSeq names its product transcription factor bHLH30-like. Gene Ontology annotation, biological process: regulation of DNA-templated transcription. The transcript is spliced from 2 exons. NCBI's taxonomy places the organism in Eukaryota, Viridiplantae, Streptophyta, Magnoliopsida, Cucurbitales, Cucurbitaceae. The record is from RefSeq and is a predicted model, not a curated record. Gene Ontology annotation, molecular function: DNA-binding transcription factor activity; protein dimerization activity. Bases 304 to 1053 code for a protein of 249 amino acids.